Molecule: messenger RNA, 3261 nt
Organism: Synchiropus splendidus (mandarinfish)
Lineage: Eukaryota; Metazoa; Chordata; Actinopteri; Syngnathiformes; Callionymidae
Gene: ndufaf1
Product: NADH:ubiquinone oxidoreductase complex assembly factor 1
Exons: 5
Coding region: 972-1862 (296 amino acids)
Biological process (GO): mitochondrial electron transport, NADH to ubiquinone; mitochondrial respiratory chain complex I assembly
Cellular component (GO): mitochondrion
Source: RefSeq, a predicted model, not a curated record
GGUCCAGUUUGUGUACACAGAUCAGAUUCACGUGCAGGUGUAACGCAGCAGUCAAAGCGAUCGUGGGCAACAAAGUCAUGCAUUGGGCAAUGGCGCGAAACUGGCAGGCAACAUAACACAACACGAUUGCUACCGUUAGAUAUGAAACACGAAAGCUAAGCUUGAUUAAGCGCUGGUGGAAGUGAACAACACAUACUGGUGCAUAUAUCACAUGACUUAUAUUUGCAGAACAAAUCGAGGUGUUGGUUUAGCGACCUUUCUGCGUGAUACGGAUUGUAAACAUGAUGGGCCGACUUCACCGCUACCACUUAGCACACCUAGCAUCAACCCACACUGUUGACAACACCUUUGAUAAACCGUCACAAAAUGGUUAAAAACGCGCACAUACCUGAUCUAAAUUAUCGUCGCUUGCACUGUCUUCGGAGUCAGAGUCAAUGACGACUCGACCUCUCCGCUUCUUUACACUGACCAUGAUUAGCCACACUGCUAACCAGCUAUGUGUCGUCUGUGUUUGAGGCUAGCGGGUUAGCAAGACGGUCACCAAAAGACUAAACUGAGCAUGCGUCGUUUUUUCCCCCCACUCCAAACUUUAUUGUUCAAUUUGUUAACAAAUACUAAACACAAUUCUAUAUUGUAGGAUACACAUUUGGCGCUUAUUAAACUGUACAUUAAAAUAAGCUUUCACGAAACUCAAUUAAAGGAAUUAAAUGUUAUUUUGAAAGGACAGUCGGUUAAUGGGUGGAACUAUUAGUUGACCGGUUAGACACCGACCCGGACAAACAUUAGUGACGUACGACCGCUUUGAGUAACAACCUUGCCCGUGCACAUGAACACUUUAUUAAAUUGUUCAGUACAUUAGUAUAUUUUUGCCAUUCAACGUAUAUUUUUGCUGUUUGACGAACCUUUUCUGGCCACCCUUCGUUAAAGUCAUCAUGAUCGCAGUAUAAGCCAAACCAGAACGGUUUUCAAACAUGGCUCAUCGACGUCCAGCGAGGGUGCUCAUGUCCAUCCUUCAACAGCAGCUGUUUCUACACGCUGCCAGUCCAGCCACGGUUUGCAGACGAGCCUUCAUGCAACAGGAGUACAGACGACCUGGUCAGCCUAAAGUGGACAAGUUUCCUUGGGAGAAGAUCAACUUCGACUUCAACAAGGGUGUGGAGGGCAUCAAAAAGCAUUUCAUGUUGAUGAAGAAUGAGUUUUUUGAGCGCUUUGUUGGCCCACAAGGAAAGCCCCUCGUUGAACACAUAUUGGAGCAAAAUCAAGUCAUAUGGGAGUUCAGGGGCCCUGAAAGUCUGGAGCAGUGGAUGGUGUCCUCAGAUCAGGAGAUCGGAGGUCAAAGUGAGGUCCACUUAACGCUCGGGAGAAACAAUGACACAUGUCUCUUGUAUGGAACUCUAAGCUCGGCGACUCCACGAGAUGGAGAGACUCGAUACAGUGGUUACUGUACAUUGCGCUCCAAACAGCAGCUGGCUUCAUUGGACAGGAAGAAACAUCAUGACUGGUCCUGUUUCAACAUGCUGCAUCUACGUGUGCGAGGAGAUGGCCGCCCAUGGAUGAUCAACAUCCAACCAGAGUCCUACUUCUCUCAUCAGAAGGAUGACAUCUAUAGCUAUUUCCUCUACACCAGGGGAGGCCCCUACUGGCAGGAAGUCAAGAUACCGUUUUCAAAGUUUUUCAUCACACAUAAAGGCAGGGUUCAAGACAGCCAGCAUUACCUGAUGCUGGAUAAGGUCAAUACAAUUGGAUUCACCCUUGGAGACAACGUCGAUGGUCCUUUCCAGCUGGAGAUCGAUUUCAUUGGAGUGUGCAAAGACUAUGCACACACUGAAGAAUUUGCUUAUGAGUCGUAUGCGAAAAAUUGACAAUGAUAAACACAAUAACAUAAAUAACCGUCUUCUGGAGAAACGAUUGUGCAAGAUGUUUAAUGAUGAAAUGAAUGACUUCAAAGUAACUGCAAAAUCCAUAAAAACAAUUUAAUGUAAGCGCAGAAUUUUUUUACACCGAUGUCAGUAAACAGUUUGAGCAGUAUGUACACGAAGAAAAAACAAAACAAAAACAGAUUACCGAAAUAAGAAGUGAAUUCUAGAAAGAACACUAAAUGGCAGGGCGGCGGGUAGUAAAUGUUUAAAAUCGGUUGCAAGUAACACUGAAACAAAAACUAUACUAGCAACUCCUCUACAGAAGUCACAUCAUAACAAGCCCCCUUCUCGCACCAAGCAUGUUGUCCUUCUUCUGCUUCCGUUCUUCUGUUUGUUUUUCUCUCCGCACCUCCCUGAGGAAAAGAGAUGGAUGAGAUCUGCUUUUAAAUUUACAAUUAUUUUACAGAGAUUCAAGUUACUGAAGCUACAGUUGUGUUUAUAAUCUACCUGGUCUGCACUCGGUGCUGCUUGUAGUUCUUCUCAUGGGUGUUCAUGAUCAAUGACUUGUUUCCUUUUGCGUUCUCCUUUGUUUCUCCAAAUGGCUUCAGCUUUCCUGAUGAUGAGAGAUGCAUUUUGUAAACAACAUGAGGUUUACUUUUGAAAAGGAGAUUUAUGAACAGCUUCGCACCUGUGUGAGGUUUGUAGCCAAGUGGACGAGACAGGCUGGCUUUCAGGUCAAAGGUUGGCUUCUUUUGGGUCCCAGGAGUUGCCGUUGUAUUGGCAGAGAAGACAAACGUCCCUGCGGGGAGAAACACUUCCAUGUAAAGGGGUAUAGAAACAAUAGUCCAUAUGGAAUGCUAUGUACUGUGGACACAUGCGUGCAACUCUAAUAAACACCACGAAUCAAAGCAAAAUUUUCAUUAUGAAAUUAGCAUUUAUGUGAAAAGGGCAAUGUAAUUGUUUAGCAUAGUUCGGUGUUGUACAGAACACAAGUGGAUGUGAGGCUACCGUUGGUCUUCGAGGUGGAGAGCAUUGAUGUCCUGCUGUUGUUAAGCUUCCCGACAUCAUUGGUCUUUGGAGUAAUAGAGGUGACACAGGGCGACAUGCGCGCUGGUGUUUUAAUUAAAGACCCCUUGUACUCAUUGUCGCGAGUGGCCUCAGAGAACCUGCAGGGGGAAAAAAGCACAACUGUUGAAGAAAAGAAGUAACGAAAGAGGCUUAAAGUCUGAGACAGCUGGAGAAGACCGACUCACCGGACAUUGAUCCUUCGAGUGGACAGGACGGACGGUCUGAAUGGAACGUCCUCCUUUUUGGCAGCCGAGUAGGUGAGUCUACGUUUGUCCUCCACAGGCCUCUUGUUACUUAGUGCGGGACUGAACAUGGAAGUGCGCCCUGGAAUUGC